AUGUUCAGUCAAGGAACUGGUUAUGGGUUAAUCAUUGGAUUAGGUGCUGCUUUUGCCUUAAUGAUGCUUUUUACGUCGAAAUUAUUAGCCAAAUAUUUUGGAGAAGUUCAAGAUUCUGAAAUGUUAAUGACUGCUAAACGUAGUAUAUCACUGAAAGGUCUAUUGGCCUCUAGUAUAGUCAGUACAUGGACUGUUGGUGCAACUUUAUUGCUUUCCACUACUGCUGCCUAUAAGAAUGGUGUUGCAUCUGCAUAUUGGUAUGGUGCUGGUGCUUGUGUUCAAAUGAUUAUUUUCUCCUGUAUGGCUCUUGAAAUGAAGAGAAAGGCUCCCAACUGUCAUACUUAUCAAGAAAUUGUUGCCGUUAGAUAUGCACGUCAUACGCAUAUAAUUGCUUUCCUGUAUUCUACAAUUCAGAUGGUUACUCAUACUGUGAACCUUCUUAUUAAUGGUCUGUCAAUUUUUGCAAAUAUUACAGGAAUGAAUAGAGAUGCAGCUACUACUUUGUUCCCUAUUGGUGUUAUAAUCUAUACUUUAGCUGGUGGUAUCAAAGCUACUUUCUUAACAGAUUGGACACAUACUGUGAUCAUCUUUGGGAUCUUACUUAUGUUUAUGUUCAACACCUAUGCUACAAGUGAUAUUGUUGGUUCUCCUGAUAAAUUAUGGGACCUCUUAACAGAAACUGCUGCCAGAAGACCUAUCGUAGGUAAUGCUCAAGGAAGUUUGAUGACUUUAAGCUCCGUUCAAGGUGGUCUUUUUGGUUUAGUUCUUUUUGGAUCUGGUUGGGCUGCUUCUGUCGAUUCUCAACUUCUUCAAAAAGCUAUUGCUGCUGCCCCAGAACAGGUUUGUGCUUCUUAUAUCUUGGGUGCACUCGCUUGGUUUACGAUUCCUUUUUGCUUAGCUACAACACUUGGUUUGGCCGCUGCUGGUAUUGAAAGUCACCCACUGUUCCCAACUUACCCUAAUUUGAUGAAUUCUCAACAAAUAGCUGAUGGAUUGGUUAUGCCUUAUGCUGCUUAUGCAUUGAUGGGUAAAGGUGGUGUUGGAGCUGUUUUGGUUAUGAUUUUUAUGGCAGUUACUGCAGCCUACUCUUCAGAAACUAUUGCAGCCUCUGCUUUGGUAACCCAUGAUAUUUAUAAAAGAUAUAUUGAUCCUAAUGCUAGUGGUAAGAAGCUUGUCUGGGUAUCACAUUCUAUUGUUUGUGCAUUUGGGGUUGUUACUAUAGCUUUGGCAAUUGCGUUAGCCCAUGCUGGAUUUAAUGUUGCAUUUAUCACUACAGUUGCUGGUAUUAUUGUUAAUGUUAAUGUUGUUCCUAUGGCAGCUACUAUCUUUUGGAGGAGAAUGAGUAGUUUCGCUUACAGUGUAGGUACGAUUUUAUGUACCUGUAUUUCACUUUCUGUUUGGUUUGGAUUCACUAUGUAUCAAUCAGGAAAGAUUACUUUAAUUACAUUAUCUACAAAUGAAGCUUUAGCUGCUGGUAAUACAGUGGCCGUUGGUGCACCAUUAAUUAUUGUACCUAUUUUAGUUUGGAUUAAACCAGCCAAUUUCGAUUGGAAUACUUGGAAGGAAGAUAUUAAACAAGAUGAUAAUGUUGAAUAUGAUCAUGAUCAUGAUUUAAAGGGAGUUCUCAGUCAAGAUGAAAACACACAAUUUGAAUUGGAUAAGAAUGCAAAAUUACAUCAAACCUUACUCAGACAAAGAAAGAUUGGAUUUGCAACUACAUUAGUAUUUGUAUUAUUUUUCCUUCUUCUAUUCCCUAUUCCAUUAUAUGCUUCGAGAUAUGUAUUCAGUAAGACAUUUUUCAGAGGUUGGAUUGUGGUUAUGUUUAUUUGGGGUUUCUUUGGAAGUUUUACAGUAAUUGUAUAUCCAAUUUGGGAAGCCAGACGAACUUUCAAAGCAUUAUUUAUGAUUUUCCUUGGAAAGGCCCCACAAAUAAGUGAUGAAUUGAACUAUGUUAAAUCUAGAGAAGAUGUCGUAUCAAUUGAAUCAAUGGGAGCAAGUGAUUCAAUUGAAUCAUCGACAAGAAAGAAGGAUGAGAAACUGGUUGGAAUUAUUACGGAGAUCAAAUGA
Molecule: messenger RNA, 2067 nt
Organism: Scheffersomyces amazonensis
Lineage: Eukaryota; Fungi; Ascomycota; Pichiomycetes; Serinales; Debaryomycetaceae
Product: sodium:solute symporter family protein
Exons: 1
Coding region: 1-2067 (688 amino acids)
Biological process (GO): urea transmembrane transport; spermidine transport; putrescine transport
Cellular component (GO): plasma membrane
Molecular function (GO): urea transmembrane transporter activity; putrescine transmembrane transporter activity; spermidine transmembrane transporter activity
Source: RefSeq, a predicted model, not a curated record